UGCAUUUCUCUCCCCACGAGCUGUCACGCUGACAGAUCAUCAUCAGAGCACUGAUGAUCAGUGUGCCCUGAUGAUCUGUGUAGCCCCAGCAGCGCCACCUGCCAGUGUCCAUCAUUGCCACAUCAAUGCCACAUAUCAGUGUGCAUCGAAGCUGCCUUUCAGUGUCACCCAUCAGUGCCACCUAUCAGUGCCAGUCAGUGCAGCCUCUCAGUGUGCAGAGCCGCCUAUCAGUGCCAUAUAUGAGUGCUGCCUUUCAGUGCCCAUCAGUGAUGCCUGUCAAUGCCCAUCAGUGCCUAUCACAGCAGCCUCAUUAGCGCACAUCAGU
Molecule: messenger RNA, 325 nt
Organism: Staurois parvus
Lineage: Eukaryota; Metazoa; Chordata; Amphibia; Anura; Ranidae
Source: the annotation of a GenBank genome assembly